Colletotrichum destructivum is the source of this 1519-nucleotide messenger RNA. RefSeq names its product Putative calcineurin B protein. The transcript is spliced from 5 exons. Gene Ontology annotation, molecular function: calcium-dependent protein serine/threonine phosphatase regulator activity; calcium ion binding; phosphatase binding. Lineage: Eukaryota; Fungi; Ascomycota; Sordariomycetes; Glomerellales; Glomerellaceae. Gene Ontology annotation, biological process: calcineurin-mediated signaling; protein dephosphorylation. The record is from RefSeq and is a predicted model, not a curated record. Gene Ontology annotation, cellular component: calcineurin complex. The coding region runs from base 309 to 833 and encodes 174 amino acids.
GUUCUGGCUCGGGUCGCUGUUCAGCUGCCCGAAUCCACGUCCAAUCCCGUCCAGUCCAAGCCUGGUCGCCGCCUGUCCUUACUUUGACUACCCACGCCAAUGCCUAGUGUGCUUCCAUUUGCUUAGCCUUGCGCUUGACAAUCUUCCAUCUCCCACCACUCAAGGCGAACCCCACGGCGAAUUAGCGAACUUGAGCUCGACAGGAAGUCCACCUGCGACGAACCCUCUCCAACCGAGCAUAUCUCCCAACUGCACACACCGCGCAAUCUUAAAGCUUUAGUCCUGACCCGUUGCCCGCGUUCGCCAUCAUGGGCAAUACUACCAGUGCCGUGUUGGACAACAUUGUCCAGGGGUCCAACUUCGACAGAGAGGAGGUUGACCGUCUAAGGAAACGUUUCAUGAAACUGGACAAGGACAACUCCGGCACGAUCGAGCGCGACGAGUUCCUCAGUCUCCCCCAGAUUUCCUCCAACCCGCUAGCGACGAGAAUGAUUGCUAUCUUUGAUGAGGACGGCGGCGGCGACGUUGACUUCCAGGAGUUUGUGUCUGGUCUCAGCGCCUUCUCAAGCAAGGGCAACAAAGAGCAGAAGCUGCGCUUCGCCUUCAAGGUGUACGACAUUGACCGCGACGGCUACAUCAGCAAUGGCGAGCUCUUCAUCGUGCUCAAGAUGAUGGUUGGCAGUAACCUUAAGGACCAGCAGCUGCAGCAGAUCGUCGACAAGACCAUCAUGGAGGCAGACCUGGACAAGGACGGCAAGAUCAGCUUCGAGGAGUUCACUAAGAUGGUGGAGAACACGGAUGUCAGCAUGAGCAUGACCUUGGAUACAUUCUAAAGUAGAGUAUGGUGUUGGCGCGCGCAUCAGGAUCAUGAGACAUGAAUUGCAACACUCUUCUAGGUAGAGAUACAUCAUUGCCCCUAGGCGGCACCGCAGCCGUCGUAUUGGCCCGAAUUGAAGUUUCUGGGUUUCAGCAGCUUCGGUAUCUGCGGCUUGUAUCUGUGUAGUCCUCCGAGAUAAUUGCUGGCUCGACCGGUUAGAGAGGCUGAGCUUCUUUUCGACCAGUUUCGACCAUGUUGACUAGGUAACAGGUUCAGCUCUGGGGGACAAUUAUUUCCAUGACACCAUUCUCGUGAUAUACCGAGACACCCCGAUCUGUGUCCGGUAGACUUGUGGUACAUACUCGAAUGAUUCUGUUCCCUUACCGUCGAUUUUUCGCCUGGAAAGGAACAUGGCCGCGACAUGUUCGCCUCCCUGUACGUCGGAAACAUGCGCGCUAGGUAGUUGUGUCACCCUUUGUUUAAGAGGCGUGGCAAGCGUGGCAAAAUUGCGGAUAUUUUGAACGCCGCUAGAGCGAGUGUUUGUGUAGUAAGCCUCGCUACAAACGCUUGGAGUGCAUGCAAUGAGGGCCUUGGAUGUCUCGUCAGUCUGAAUUCAAGACUAAGCAUUAUCUUCUUGGCACUGCACUUAGAGUAGAUUGGAGGGGCAUUAUGUAUUAUUGCGCAACCCUUAAUGGAAACAAG